Mytilinidion resinicola is the source of this 598-nucleotide messenger RNA. RefSeq lists its product as uncharacterized. Lineage: Eukaryota; Fungi; Ascomycota; Dothideomycetes; Mytilinidiales; Mytilinidiaceae. The coding region runs from base 107 to 274 and encodes 55 amino acids. The transcript has a single exon. The record is from RefSeq and is a predicted model, not a curated record.
GCAUGAUAUACUUGCUUCGGGCUUCUGGUAUCUAUGACAGCGAGAAUCCAACGUACACAGAGUUUUGUGGUAGGAACAUACUAUGUAGAUGACUGAAAUGGAGUGAAUGUCCCCACUUUCCCUUAAACCCGAGAGCACGCCAACAACAAAACCAAAAGCACCUGCUCCCCAGGUGCCUCCACUAGUCUCCCAAUCUCCACCAGCUAUAAAACCUCCUCCUCCUCGCCCCCAGAUUUCAAAGCUAGACAAAGACAGUUCGAAUUCGCAGGUUUGAUAGACUUCCGCGAAGGCCUUCCAACCCUCUCAGGGGAUCCACCGGCUGGUGGGAGGGUUUCGAGGGAGGAUGUAAAUUCCACAAUGCGAAACGAGCAAUGGUCUGGUGGAAGGGAUAUCAACAAGCGUCAACGAUUCCUUUGAUGGGAGGGAGUAUAAGUGCGGUUUCUCGCGCGGAAUGGUGGAGGCGAAGUUGGGGAGGAGACUAAUGAUGGUGGGUCAACUUUCGAGCGAGGGCGUAGACAUGUUCUCGGUGAGAGAGAGGUUUAAGAAGGCUUGAUGGUGAGCAGUGAAGACGAGCGGAGAUGGUCGGAAGGGAUCUGUG